AAUACAUAUCUCUGACUUCUCUUUUUCUUCUAUCUUGGCGAACUGUAGUAGUUCUAGUCCUGCGCCCUUCAAUGCUGAACUGAAUUUCCAAGCUUGUUUGUGAAGAUUGCUUUAAGGUCUUGUCUCGUUUCGUGUGUUAAUGUUAAGGGUUUUGGAGUGGGUACCAAACCUGGUGAAAGGGGAUAUUUUGCUGAUUGUGUUAACACUUCUUUUGUGCACUUGUCUUCGAUAACACUCUGCUAUUACGUAUUUAAUGUGUGUUACUGAAGUCCAGUCCCGAUCCACACUCCAGUCCAAUUGGUGGCGGUAAUGCGCCAUGUCCUUGUUUGUCAACCGCACAUGAAGAAGAAGACGACGAAGAAACGUAAUUUCCGGGAUGCGAUACUAUCGGUACCUGGCGAAAUUGUAGCUUUUGGUAAUUGCCCACGCUGUGACUUAAAGCUACUUUUGUGAGAGAUUUAAGAGAGUGUCUGUCAGGAGAGAGUAAUUUCUAUGUGUAUAAGGUGUUAACGUAAGUCUACCUACACCUCCUCCACCAAAAUGAAGAAAAGGAGCUCAGAGAAAAAACGCCAUGUGGUAGCAUGGGUCAACAAAGCUGAGUGGGACCAGGUUCUGGAGUAUCUUUACUCCAAGGAUUCCGCCUUACAGAGGUUUGCACUGCAGAGGAUAUCAGCUUGGAAAUGCAGAUAUGCCAACAGCUGUCCUGUGGCGGUGGACUGCACAGCGGACCUGGUACGGUGCCAGGUGCUGGACCGGUCGGGACAGCUGGACGGAGGUGAUCUGGUCCUGCUUUAUGGAGCGGCUCUGGUGAGAUUUGUCAAUUUAAUCACCGAGCGACAGCAGGGAAGAACAGCCCGACCACUGAGGCGGCUUGCUGGGAACUUGAACAUCCCGGAGUGGGUUGUAGACCUGAGGCACGAUUUCACACAUCGGAAGCUCCCCACCCUGAAAUGGUGUAGAAAGGGAUGUACGGUGGUUCUGGAGUGGCUCCAGCACGAGUACUGGUCCAGGCAGUUGGGAGGAGGGCCUAAUGAGGACUGGGAAUCACAGUCAGAUGGAGAGGACGAUGAGGAGAUUGACUUAAAACGUCAAGAUGAUGAGCUCAUUGCAAAGCAAAAAGAAAUGGAAGCCUAUAAGAAUGCCCGGGAACUUCUGAUUUCUUUUGAAAAGGAGCAGUAUCAGGCUUUUGAUGGGCUUCCUGAGGACAAAGACAAAAACUUGUGGCCAGCUCCUUUUGCAGACAUGAGCUGGUUACUAGGUGAGAUCAAGCAGUUUGCCUUGGAGUCGAGUGAUUUGCUGAUCGAUGUGCUGUUGGAGGAUGGAUUUCUGGUUCCUACUGUUGAACAGCUGGAAACAUUGGGUUGUGACACUUCUGCCAGUUCCAGUCCCACUGAACCCAGACUCCCUCAAAAGUUCCUGAGGUUUUGGAUGCCCCUCCUGAAAAUGCUCAAUUCACCACCUUUUGUUCACCUCCUACUGGAGAAGCUUUUUGUUGAAUUGAAGCUGCUCACCAAAGAGCAGAAUAAUCACCGGGCUUUCUACCUUUCCGCUUGGAUUUCAGAAGUCAUCCUGUGUAACAGCAACAAAUUUGAAUACCAUUAUGAAACAAAGGGACAGAAAAAGGCCAGAAUGAAGGACAGGAUUUUUGUAAACCGCAUUCAGCUGAGGUGGCAGCAGCUGCUCUCAGCAUGCCUGGAUGCUCCCUGUAACAGCACACCUCACUUAGUCCAGUUAAUCCUGGAUGACAUGGAGCAUCCUCUCCCUCUGGAAACAAGACAGAGGCUCCUCCAGCUUUGCUCCAUCUACACACAGAACACACAUUCAAACUUUGAUCCCUCUCCAGAGCAGAAACAACAGCCCAUAUACACACUGGAGAGUUUGCAUGAGAAGCUGCAACAUUCACGGCGCCACAGCCAUCCUUGGCAUUCAAGGGCUGACACGGAGAGGAGCGAGUCCUCGCAGGAGUACAAUUGGUCAGAUGUUCAGGCUGAAAAAGCAAAGUUGCUCAGAGGUUCUCCGUGGCAGGUGUGUGUUGAUAAAGUUUUGUGGAAGAACUAUCCUCUUGGUAAAGUCCCUGGACAGUCAGAUGACCCUUCUUGCCUCAUGGUGGAAAACUACUCCAGUAUGACUGUCUUUGAUCAGCCAGUGGAGCUGGAGAGCAACACAGCACACAGCGUUCCAGGAGUCUCUGCACCAAUGAGAACAGCUGAUGGCCUUUGGAACCAUAGUGAUGUUAACAAGCUGAAAUCUGGACUGCAACUUUUUUGAGUCAAAUUGUAAUAUUGUAACAUAAAAGACUUGUGCGCUCUGUUGUUUUGACACUUGGGAAACAGUAAUGUUCAAAACAUUUUAACUUAAAUACUGAAGUUUGUUGUGUGACAAAGCAAGUAUGUAAAGUAAGUUGAUUAACUGGUUUAUCUGAGCAACAUAAAAAUCAUUUAUCAGGCAAGAAUGCCAAACAUUCACUUUUUCCAGAUUCCUCUUUCUCUGUUAUAUCAUAAUUUACUGCUAAUUUUCUCAAUUAAUAGCCAGAAAUGUUAGUUAUAAUUUAUUAGAGCAAAAAGUGACAUCUUCAGUUUUUUUUUUUUUUUUCAGACCAACAGUCCACAGACUGAAAAGUUUUUUCACGUCUGUCCACGUUUUAGGCCUGAAAGAUUCAGCAGUGAAUACAUUUUUUUUUUAAAUCAGCAGAUUUAUUGCUAUUGAAAAUAGCUGUUAGUUGCAGUCCUAAUGUAAAGCAUUUGUAAAAGCCUUUUCAGGUUGUAUACUGUGUCUACAAUAUUUUCAAUAUGUGUCUAUGACAAAAGUGGAACUAGCGCAAACAUUUAACACAUCCUAUGGAGCAUCAUAUACUGCACAUUGCAAGGCAUAUGAUAAAUUCACCAUUUUGAUGUACAGUAAUUUUUUUUUUCUCUCACACCUGCCAUGCAAGUUAAUUUGUUCUAUUAAUACAGUUGAUGGUCCCUACAAAGGGUUUUGGAGUAGGUAUCAAACCUGGGGAAAGGGGAUAUUUUGCUGAUUUUGUGAGAUGCUUCUUAUUUUGUGCACUUGUAUUCAAUAAAAACUUUCCUCUACUGAA
Molecule: messenger RNA, 3079 nt
Organism: Lates calcarifer (barramundi perch)
Lineage: Eukaryota; Metazoa; Chordata; Actinopteri; Centropomidae
Gene: las1l
Product: LAS1 like ribosome biogenesis factor
Biological process (GO): maturation of 5.8S rRNA; maturation of LSU-rRNA
Cellular component (GO): Las1 complex; preribosome, large subunit precursor
Molecular function (GO): endonuclease activity
Source: RefSeq, a predicted model, not a curated record